AUGACACUCACAACCUACCCCCAGAUUUCAUCAACAACACCUUCCUCCCCCGACCUCACAAUCCUCAACCUCUCCCGCCUCCUCACCCGCCUAGAACACAACCUGCUCUCCCCAUCCGCAGACCUCAAGUCUCUCCGACGAAACGAGUACCAGCGCAUGCGCAUAGCAGCCAACGUCGAGUACGCCCGCACCCUCCUGUCACAACUCGAACGCACCCUCCCAACCCUCAAACCCCUCGACCGCCGCCACGAGCUCCAAACAGACCUCACGCGAAAACGACAAACACUCAAGCUCCUCCGGGAUGUACUAGACAGAAGUUCCACGGAGGCGGAAACGCGACUUUCCCGAUCUGCUGAGCAUGCCGCAAGCGAUCUAGACUCUGACGAAGAGGACGAGGACGAGAUAGUUCUCGAUGGGGAAGAGGAGGAGGCUGUGACGGUCAUGCCCGAGGCGGGAAGUACAUCGUCCGCGUCUGAAGGGAACAGGGAUGCUGUUUCCGAGGAGGGGAGGGAGGAGGUACACGCCGAAGCGGAAGGCGAAGCUGAACCCGAGACGGAUAUCCACAAGACUGCACCGCAGACUACGGCGUCAAUAAGGACAGCACCGCCAUCAGCAACAGCGACAGCAGCAGCAAAAGCGACACUACGGCACCGACACCGAGAUCAGAGAGGCCCUGCUGCUGCAACGGAAUCCACAGCAAUAACCACCGGCUCCUCGACCUCAACCUCCAACCUCCAAGAAACGGAGCAGACGCUUGACGCCCACCGCGCCGAGCAAGAAGACCUCACUACGUCCCUGCUUUCCCUUGCGACGCAGCUCAAGGUAUCCUCACAGGCAUUUCAUUCCAGUUUGGAGGCGGAGAAGUCGGUGCUGGCGCGCGCGGUCGACGGUCUCGACCGUACGAGUACCAAUAUGGACGCUGCUGAGAAGAGGAUGGGGAUGUUGCGGCGCAUGACCGAGGGGAAAGGCUGGUGGGGGCGGAUGAUGCUGUAUGCAUGGAUCUUCGGUCUGUGGAUUGUGGCCGUGUUGAUUGUGUUUCUGGGACCAAAGUUGCGAUUCUGA
Messenger RNA from Aspergillus thermomutatus, 1062 nucleotides. RefSeq lists its product as uncharacterized. The transcript is spliced from 2 exons. Gene Ontology annotation, biological process: retrograde vesicle-mediated transport, Golgi to endoplasmic reticulum. The record is from RefSeq and is a predicted model, not a curated record. Gene Ontology annotation, molecular function: SNAP receptor activity. The coding region runs from base 1 to 1062 and encodes 353 amino acids. Gene Ontology annotation, cellular component: SNARE complex; endoplasmic reticulum. NCBI's taxonomy places the organism in Eukaryota, Fungi, Ascomycota, Eurotiomycetes, Eurotiales, Aspergillaceae.